Molecule: messenger RNA, 1541 nt
Organism: Psylliodes chrysocephalus
Lineage: Eukaryota; Metazoa; Arthropoda; Insecta; Coleoptera; Chrysomelidae
Source: the annotation of a GenBank genome assembly
GGGGUUGCCACCCGUCACCCAGCCCAUGAUGCCACCCCAUUCUAUGGAUGGAACCCCAAAUUCUGAUGUUCUUCUUGCUCUAUUGGCUAGAAACAAAGCUUUAGAAGCUACCAUACCAAAAUGUGGGGGAUGCCAUGAACUAAUUCUGGAUAGGUUUAUCUUGAAAGUAGCAGAUAGAACGUGGCAUGCCAAAUGUCUUCAAUGUAAUGACUGCAGAGUACAAUUAACGGAUAAGUGUUUCGCAAGGAACGGCCAACUAUUUUGUAAAGACGAUUUUUUCAAACGAUUCGGCACGAAGUGUGCGAGCUGCGAGCUGGGAAUCCCUCCGACUCAAGUGGUUCGAAGGGCUCAAGACAACGUCUACCAUCUACAGUGCUUCGCGUGCAUCAUGUGUGCGAGGCAGCUCAACACCGGCGACGAGUUCUACCUCAUGGAAGAUCGGAAGUUGGUUUGUAAGCCUGACUACGAAGCAGCGAAAAACAAAGCCGCCGAAUGUUUAGACGGAGACCAACCAAAUAAAAGGCCAAGAACGACAAUAACAGCCAAACAAUUAGAAACAUUAAAAACCGCAUAUAACAAUAGUCCAAAACCUGCCAGGCACGUUCGGGAGCAGCUUAGUCAAGAUACCGGAUUAGACAUGAGGGUUGUUCAAGUUUGGUUUCAGAAUAGGAGGGCGAAAGAAAAAAGAUUAAAGAAAGACGCCGGACGAACAAGGUGGAGCCAAUAUUUUAGAUCUAUGAAAGGAGGAUCCUCGCCUCGACACGACAAGCUAUUAGACAAAGACGAAAUGAAAGUGGACUUAGAUAGUUUUAGUCAUCAUGAUCUUAGUGACGAUAGUUAUGGUACCGUUGUAAAUAUGGGAAUGGACCAGGAUGGAUCGUCGCCUCAUAGUGGAAUUGGACGACCUUCUUUCCUACAUGGUGCCGCCUCUCCUUCAUAUUUACCAGGACACGCAUCGCCGCACGGCCACGAUCACUUCUCAUCAUAUCCCGACCAACUUUCAGUUUAUGCCAGUCUAAGUCAAGGUGCACAUACAGGUAUGUCCUUAGCUCACAACAUUCCAGGAGGUGCGGAUACGGACAUCAGCAACGACAGCAGUCCGCGGGGGUAUCCCGACUUCCCUCCAAGUCCCGAUUCUUGGUUAGGAGAACCGUCCAGCGCACACUACUGACCCUCCUGCAUCUCCCUAACCAAAGUUUACGUAACUGUGCUACAAACUAUAUUAAAAUUUUGCAGAGUUUUAUUCGUGUAAAUAUAAAAAUUGGAUUGUAGGCACUAAGAAGAAGCAGACAAAUAAUGAUUUUUUGUGUUGAUUUCUUUAUUAAAAUUUAGUAAUAUUAUAUAUGAAAACCAUUAUUGACAAUUUAUAUAAAUCCAUCAUCUGAGUUAGUGGAACAUAAAAACACAUUUUCUUAAAUUAAAAUAUUAGUUAGUACAUUUAGACCAGGGUCGAUAAUUUUGAAAAUGGUAAAAAGUGGAAAAAAAUUAUAGUAGGAUGAAACCCGUUAAAAAAGGACGAGAAUAUAACAAAAAUGAAAGGG